Messenger RNA from Ipomoea nil (Japanese morning glory), 798 nucleotides. Its product is annotated as probable L-type lectin-domain containing receptor kinase S.7. NCBI's taxonomy places the organism in Eukaryota, Viridiplantae, Streptophyta, Magnoliopsida, Solanales, Convolvulaceae. Gene Ontology annotation, molecular function: carbohydrate binding. The coding region runs from base 1 to 798 and encodes 265 amino acids. The transcript has a single exon. The record is from RefSeq and is a predicted model, not a curated record.
AUGGAAAUGUCUUCAACAAAGCUCUUUCUUUGUUAUUGUCUUUUCUUGAUUCUCUUCUUCAACCCCAACCCCGCUCGCUCUCACAACUUCAGCUUCCAUUUCCCAUCUUUCAAUCUCACUAACCACCUCACUCUUCUUGGAGACUCAUACCUCGAAAAUGGUGCUCUAUUCCUCAGCAGAUGGUCACAAGUCCCAUCUUCAAGAUCUGGCUCCGCCUUGUACAAGAACCCAAUUCGUUUCUUUCACAAAGACGCCAAUGUUGCCGCUUCUUUCUCCACAAGAUUCACUUUUAUGAUUGAGAGCGUGAAUCCGCCGUCAUCUGGGGCUGGAUUCUGCUUCUUCCUCUCCCCUUAUAGCCACAGUUUGGAGAGCCCAGGAGGGUUCUUGGGCCUGAUGGACUCAUCGUCCCAGACGUCGACCAAGAACAGGUUUGUUGCGGUUGAGUUCGAUACGGUGCAAGAUUUGCAAUUUGAUGACCCAGAUGACAACCAUGUGGGAUUGGAUAUAGACACCAUUGUCUCUGUCAAGACCACUCCCACUGCAAUGCUGGGUGAUAUCAAUCUUAAGAGUGGCUUCACAAUAACUGCUUGGAUUGAUUACCAGAGCUGCAAGAAGAAACUGGAGGUUUUCUUGAAUUACGACACUCCCAAGCCUAGAACCCCUGUAAUGGUGGUUGAUAUAGACCUCUCUGGUUACCUCCACGAGUUCAUGUUUGUUGGCUUCUCGGCUUCUACGGAGGAAAGCACCGAGCUCCAUGUAAUUGAGAAUUGGAGUUUCCACACUUUUGGAGACUUUUAG